Messenger RNA from Pyricularia grisea, 1338 nucleotides. RefSeq lists its product as uncharacterized. The transcript has 3 exons. The annotation marks the transcript as partial. Lineage: Eukaryota; Fungi; Ascomycota; Sordariomycetes; Magnaporthales; Pyriculariaceae. The record is from RefSeq and is a predicted model, not a curated record.
AUGAUGCCCCUAUCACAAAGCGGGCCUGUCUAUCGAGGCACUGCACGUAUUAAGCUUGCCUCCCUGUGUUGCAAUUGGAAUGACUCAGAACAGGAUGAAAAGAAAGAAAAGAUACGAAAGCUAUCCAAGAUCUUAGAAGUGCUCCCGGAUUAUGCAAGGUCACGAUACCACGUUUCCGCAGUUAUUGAUGAUGAUUUGCUAGAGACUGCUAUCGAGAUUUCGAGGACAAGCCAUGCGGCAUUGUUAAGCUCUCAUGACCGACUGGUGGAACUAGAUAUACCACUGUCAAAAACGAUAGAGUGUGUUGCCGGAAGAUCGAUAUUAGAGGCAGCCAAGGAAACAAACAAGGAGUGGUGGGUAGUAAAGCUGUAUUCACGGAAAGGAAUGAAUGAGAGCAGUGUGCAAAGAUUGAGAGCUGAAAAUAACAACAGCCCUAGAGACUCGUUGGGCUGGAUAUUUCGACAGAUACUUAUUUCUAAGUCGCAGAAAGACCAGACGUUGGAAGAGCAUUGGAAAUCUGUGCUUUCGAAGCACGAAAGACGAUGCCUCACCUAUGUUACCUCUGGAAAACUGAGGAAUGAAUUCCAGGCACUCCUAGUAAUUCCUGGCUUGUGGCAUCAGACGCCGUUUGGUAAUAUGCACAAGAUAAUGGCCAUGAAGUGCGUUGAGGUGGUCCGACUAACCUCGACCGCGCAGGAAUCUUCGCACUACCUUGAUCAGAUACUAAGAAUUUUCACAGGUUUCGUCCGAGGACAGCUGCAGCUGCUCAGAAAUAUCGACAGAUAUACCGUCGCAGCAUUAGAAGGCAAAUGCCCUGGCUUGUCCAAGCAUGACCGGCGCCAGCUUGAGUCACCUUUGGAGACUGGGAGGCUGCUGCCUGGAGCCAGCUCUGAACAACGCCAACUCUUUUUUGAUGCAGUAUGCAAUUUCAAGAGACGGAUUCCUUCAUUAAGCACAUUCUUCAAUGAUAUGAGCUACUUGGGAGGGUGUGCGAGAUAUAUAAAGCACCUUGUGAAGGUUGAACGCGAUUCGACUGUGCGACAGUCCCUCCGUUAUAUUUUCCAAGGUGACGAAAACUCAGCCUGCGUCAUACAGAGCACGGAUAAGAAUUUCCACAAACUGCCGGUGUCGACAGUGGAGGAACAGUUUGAUAUCGCACAGAGACAACUCUGGCUCUGUGCGAUGAGGAAAAGCCUGGCGUCGCCGGUUGUGCCAAAGAGCCAGCAGGCACUCCUUGCCAAGAGUAAACGGCCUAGCGAAGACCGUAUAACAUUGACACAGCUUGCGUUGGUUGCUCAGAGCCUUGGCUUCCAUUCUUCCCAGAUUUACCAGCUUGCG